UAGUAAUAUGAGUGCGGAUGGGGCGCAGCUUGAAUUGGGUGCAGGUUGUUCCAUUUCCUCGGCCAGUAGGCGCAUCUCUACACUUGACUGAACAGAUAUUCACAAAGUUGACGAAAUGCUGAGUUUGGGAAGUGGAGGAGGAAGAUCUACAAAGCCGUCUUUUGUCUCUUAUGUCACCCCAGAGGACAUGAAAAUAAAAGAAAAAGAGGAGGGUUUAAAAAGGUCAAAGCAUCCAGAUUUACUGCCAGGUGAAGUGGUGUUCUGCAGUGCGAACCAUGUGUUGAAAUACACCCUGGAGGAUGCGUCACAGCGCGGCGUGUAUGGGACUCUGCUCUGUACCAACUUCAAGAUCGCCUUCAUAAGUGACGAGACUUCUUCACAAGAGACGGCACCUCCAUUUAAGAAUAAACUUUUAAGACAAAAUGAUAUUCCCCUGACGUGCGUGGACCACAUCUACGGAGUGAAUGAUGAAAAGAAAAAGCUGAUAAUAGGAUGUCAAGUGAAGAGCAAGUACCCUUCAAAACUCAUAAUCCAGUGUAAAGAUUUGAGAGUCUUUCACUUCUCAUUGAUAUACGCAAAAGAAGAGGAAGCUAAAAAGAUAUUCCAAGGAAUUGUUCACCACAGCCUUGAACCCAAAUCUCUCAAAUGUGUUUUUGCUUUUUCAUACUGUGAAACCGCAUCACCAUCCAAAGCCUCUCGGAAAAGAAGUCGAACUUUAAUGUUUGAAACGAAAGAGGACUGGAGCGUGGAGCUGGAUCGCACUAAAGGGAAGUGCAAAGUGUCGAGUGCCAAUGAGGACUAUGUUAUCUCUGAGACGCUGCCACAGUUCUUUGUUGUCCCCUUUGCUGUUUCAGACGACGAUAUUUUGAGAUUCCAUGGUAAAGGAAUACCUUUCUGGUGCUGGUCCCAUCACAGUGGCUGUGCUCUUUUUAAAAUGGCUUGUUUACCCGCCAUUCAGGAGGAUGGUAUUUCACAGAAAUACAUGCACAGGAUGCUUGAUGCAGUUACCCAGGACCAGCUCUAUCCAGUGAAAGUAGAGGACCUGUCCAGCUGCCUCCCUGCUCUUCAGGACCUGCAGCUGUCAUACAACAAGUUCAAACAGCUCUUCCUGAUUGAUAGUACUACUGAAUUUUGGGUAUCUGAUAUGAAAUGGUUUUCUUCAUUGGAAAAUUCUGGCUGGCUGGAAAUCAUCAGGCAGUGUCUUAUGAAAGCGGUUGAGAUUGUAGAUUGUCUGGAAAGUGCGCACACCAGUGUAUUGAUCGUAGAGGAGAGCUGCUCAGAUCUGUGUUGCGUGCUGUCCAGCCUGGUCCAGAUUAUGCUGGAUCCCUAUUACAGAACCCGCUCCGGCUUCCAGAGCCUCGUUCAGAAAGAGUGGGUGGCAGGCGGCCAUAGCUUUCUCGAUCGUUGCAACCAUCUUUACCAGAAGGAAAAGGAGGUGCCCGCUCCAGUGUUCCUGCUGUUCUUGGAGUGUGUCUGGCAGUUAUUCCAGCAGCAUGCUCCUGCAUUUCAGUUUUCAGAAACAUACCUGACUGUCCUGUCUGAUAGCAUCCACAUUCCUCUCUUCAGCACGUUCCUCUUCAACUCGCAGCACCACAGAGACACAGCUAUGAAGCCAGGUCACCCCGAAGCACAAAGGAGCCCUUUGAAUUUCCCCUCUGUGUGGGAUUGGUCACUGCAGUUCGAUUCCAAAGCCCAGUCUCUCUUCACUAACCCCCUUUAUGUGGAGAAGCCAAUACAAGACAAAACCCUGAGGAAAACUGCUCACCAAAAGCACCAGAGACAGCUGUCUUUGCCAAAUACUUUGUCCAAGCCUUCUCCAAGAAAGGGCUUCUUUAAGGAAGAAACAGAUAACCUCAAAAAGAUUUUUUUAGGCAAGAGGGUCGGCAAAUGGCUGAACCCUACGGACAGCUCCAAGGAGUUGUAUGAGUCCUGGCAGAGGAAGCCUCUUGAUUACCAGGGCCUGCUACUGCCCUACCUGGACGGCCCGGCCAUCCGAGUCUGGAUACAGAGGUACCUGCGCUGGGUUCCAGAGGCCCAGAUCUUCGGAGGUGGCUCAAUCGCGACUGUCAACAGAGUCUUGGAGCUGGCCGGCGAGAUCCAGAACCUGCAGAAGGAGGUUGAGAGGCGCUCCUGCAGAAUGGACUCUUCCAUUGCGUGGACGCCAGUCUACUCAGGCCCUCCCUUGUGUUCCCGCCUCUCUUCCUUCCCCUUCACUGCCAUGCAUGCCUCGUCUUUCAGACCUGCCAUACCAAGCAGCAUUCGACAGAGUCUGGGCUCCGUGAGCAGCCUGGCUGACAAGGAGGACGAUGACUCUCAGGUUUCAGGUGUGCUUUAAGAGACACACAAUCCUGUUGAUUUCCAUUGCUGUGUUUAAGAACAUGUACCAACGAGAGGAGGCUGUUUGGCCCAUUCCAACUCGUCCUGGUUUCUAGUUUUUGAUUGAAAACAAUCCUUGUACAUUUGAACUGCAAAGAUCUUCACAUGUAAAAAGAGGAGCAUAAGAAUCCAGAACAGUUCUAGAAUUGCGUGACUAAUCAUUGUUUCUGUUUGUCUUAUAACCCUUCAUAUGGAUGCAUGUCAUGUAAACACGUUUGUAGAGUUAAUUGAGCCCUGCAGCCUCAAACAUUCUCCAUGUGUAGUAAAAUAGGAUUCCUGGGGCACAGUGUGCUGCAUUCUUGCAUAGUUUACCAUCCUGUACACCAGUUCUGUUUCCCACAGACUCUGUGUUUACAUUGGAUUAUGUUGUAGGCUCCAGCAGGGAGUUUGAAUUGAUACAGGAAACCUUGGACUUUUUUGAAAUUGUUUUAUUUUAAUCACGCAAGGACAUUUUUAUAUACAAAAAACAACUGGGUCCUAAAAAGCUGUUUACCUUUGUUUUUACAAGAAUAACAGAAGAUUGCUUUUCACACAUUCACCAAAUAUAAUGCACAAGUAUUUACACUUCAGUUCUGCACAUUAAUUCUGUCUUACCUUUGGUUGUAUAUACUGUAUAAGUAAAACAAGUCACAUUCUAGUAUGAAACCUUCUUGAAAAGGAUGCAUUUGAUACCAUUUUAAACAGUAACUGGUGCUGGCUUUACAUUUUAAGGUGCAAUCCUCUUUAAUGAAGAUUAAUAGUGAGCUAAACCUUGUUAUAUAGUAGAAAUGCCCUGCAGAAAUAGCAUAUUUUAUUUGUUCAGCUGCAGCCUGGUCAUGGCUACUGUGGAUAUAAUGAGGAGGUUAGUAUCCUGGCCAGCUGUAUACAGCAGUGUGCACAUGUAUUUGAACACCCCAUUGCUUCUGUAGUUCAGCAGUGUGCACAUGUAUUAGAACA
Messenger RNA from Polyodon spathula (Mississippi paddlefish), 3312 nucleotides. Its product is annotated as myotubularin-related protein 12-like. NCBI's taxonomy places the organism in Eukaryota, Metazoa, Chordata, Actinopteri, Acipenseriformes, Polyodontidae. The record is from RefSeq and is a predicted model, not a curated record. Bases 116 to 2335 code for a protein of 739 amino acids. The transcript is spliced from 16 exons.